This is a messenger RNA of Helobdella robusta, 2136 nucleotides long. RefSeq lists its product as hypothetical. The coding region runs from base 84 to 1985 and encodes 633 amino acids. NCBI's taxonomy places the organism in Eukaryota, Metazoa, Annelida, Clitellata, Rhynchobdellida, Glossiphoniidae. The record is from RefSeq and is a predicted model, not a curated record. Gene Ontology annotation, biological process: regulation of immune system process; regulation of cytokine production; negative regulation of transcription by RNA polymerase II. The transcript is spliced from 2 exons.
UUUGGUCGUCGAUGUCUAUAUGGUUAGAAACAAUUAUAUUAUGUUAUGAAAGGAAAAAACUCAUGUGAUAGAAGUCAGGAAGUAUGUCACAAUGCAACAACAGUAAUAAUGAGACAUCUGAGAGUGAAUUCUAUUGUGAAAUUUGCUUCAAUAGGUUUUGUUUAAGUAAAUGGACAAGCCAUUUAGAGACCCACAAGUCUCUACCAGUUGCUGUCUGUGAUAGAUGUCACUCCAUAUUCAUAAACCCCGACACGUUGGAGCAACACGAGUGCAUAGAUAAGGAACAACAACUUACAGCUGACAUGAGUCAGCUGAGAUACGGUUGCUCCUAUUGCGAGUUAGCAUUCCCAGAUGAAAGUUUGAUAGCUCAGCACGAGAAAUAUCAUCAGUACGAGUUGUUUUGCAAGUGUUUGAUAUGUGAUGAUAUGUUUGACACUGAUGAGUUGUUGACCAACCACUUGCUCGAGUGUCACAACAAGUUUCCAUAUGUUUGUUCCAUCUGUAUGAGCUCGUUUUCAUCACCGGAGUGUUUGAAUGUUCACAUCAAAGAUGUUCAUCUGGAUAAUUAUGAAGCCAACAACAACAUCACUUCAAAUGAUUAUGAAAACAUUUUAAACAAGUCAAUGAAGACUUUAGACAAUGGAACGAACCAGGCAGCAGUUGAUCGACCUUAUAGAUGCAACAUUUGCGAUCAUUCAUUCAGGAGGAAGGACACCUUGUUCAGCCACAUGACGAAACUCCACUCAAUCAAUGACCACCUCGCCUGCAAGACGUGCAACCUUAUCUUUCAGACGUCUGAAAGUUUGCAACAUCAUCUCAUCACAAACAAGUGCAUGGAUGUUGAUAUCAAGUUGGAUUCAGAGCAAGAAAAUGAAGAGUAUCCCAUUGUUUUGGAGUGCCAACCAUGUGAUAAAAUAUUUCACAGCAUUGAAGAGUGGAACCAGCAUAAAAUUAUUCACAAGACGGUUGAAUGUUUCAGUUGUCAUGUAUGCUGCAACAAGUUCAGGUCAGCAGCCGGCCUUCAACUGCACAUCAGGAUGGCCCACGAACUCACACCUCUGUCGGAUGGUGGUGCUCCCAGUGCUGAUUCUUCAUUCACAUGUUCCAUGUGUGGGAAGGUCUUCUCAAAAAAGUCCAAACUGACGGCUCACGAGAAGACUCACACAAAUGAGAAGCAGUUCAAAUGUGAGUUGUGCAACAAUGUAUACAGCAGCAAGACGAACAUGAUGCAACAUUACAAAGUGAGGCACUCGGGUGUCCGACCGUACGUGUGCUCGGUCUGUGGCAAAUCAUUCGCACUGAGUGUCUACUUCAGAGAUCACAUGCAGGGUCACUUGGGAGCGAAAACUCAUGAAUGCGAGAUCUGUCACAAGAGAUUCAGAAAGAAAUCUUACAUGAAAGUUCACGAACGCACGCACACAGGAGCGCAACCUUACUUGUGCAACAUCUGCAACAGACCUUUUGCUCAGAAGGCAAACUUGCUUAAGCAUGCCCAGCUGCACACAGACAAACGCUCGCACAACUGCAGCAUAUGCAAGAAAGGAUUUACAGACAGCCAGGCCCUGAAGAGGCACAUGAACACACACACAGGCAAUCGUCCUUAUGUCUGUUCAACUUGUGGUCAGAGUUAUGGCACGAAGGGCUCACUUAAUGUGCACAUGAAGUUCCAUGAAGAGGUCAAACAACACACCUGUUCUGUCUGCUUGAAAGGUUUCUAUUUAAAGUCGCACCUCAAACGACAUCUCAUGACUCACGUUAAAGAUAAGAACAACUCAAGAGUUAAUGCGAACAACAAGCUUUCAUCUAAAUUAAAAUUUGUUCAUAAUGGUGUUGACGACGUCACAACUUCACCUGCCAAGAUUAAGGUUGAAGAACUGGAAGAAGCCCUGGAAUCAGUUUCGGAUAGCAAGCUGAUCAUCGAUGAAGAGAAUGUGAUGAUUGAUAACAUUGAGCUUGUGUGCAUGGAAGAAGUUGUGCUGGUUUGAUUGAUAUGCCAUCACAUAAAUAAAAAUUAUAUAUAUACAUUCGUAUUUGACUUUAUGUUCAUAUUUUGUUCAAGUUCAAUUAUUAUUUGCAAAUCAAGGUUUUAAAAUGUAGUUAUUCAUUGAAUUAUUAUUUUUUUAUGAACUAAAAUAU